AUGGCGGCGGCAUUACUGACCCGGAUCGCAGGGGCCUCCCAGCUCCUCAGCUGGAGGCCGAAGUCCCUCCCCGACGGCGGGCCAAUCCACAAGGAGCCCGCCGGACAGUCGCCGGAGACCGGCGCCGCCGCCGCCGCCCUGCACAAGCGGAGGAGGGCGGCGCUGCUUCUCGCCGCCGCCGCCGCCGCCGUCCUCCCGCAGCUAAGCUCCCGCAGGGCCCUCGCCGGAGACGACCAAGACAACAACGGCAUGUGGCUCACCGGCCCUCUUCCCGUCCCCUCCGUCACCAACAGUGAGCCCCCCCUCUCCCUCUACCUCUUCCUCUCUCUACCCCGAAGCUUUCUCUCUCAUAGGCGGCGCUGGGUUGCAGAGAUUGCGAACGCGGCGACGGGGACCCGGUCGUUCCUGCGGAAGGGGAUAUACGCGGCGGAUGUCGGCGCCGCCGCCACCGCCUUCCGGGUAAAGCACUACGCCUUCGAUCUCCUGGCUCUGGAGGACAUGAUCGGAAAGGACACCUGGAACUACUUCAGCAAGUACCUCUGCCUCAAAGCCACCGUCAUGUACUACGACUUCGAUAAGCUCAUCUCCGCCGCCGCCGCCGGCGACCAGCAGCCCCUCACCGACCUCGCCUCCCAGCUCUUCGACAGCGUCGAGAAGGUCAACCGGCGACCCCCAUCUUCUUCCUCUUCUUCUUCUUCCUUCUUCUUACCGUCAUGGAAAAGAUCCUAAGAGGAGAUGUGGAUCGUCGCCAUGGCAGCUGGAGGACGCCGUGAAGAGGCGGAGCGCCGCCGAGACUCAGGCCUGCUACGCUGACACCAAGGUUGUUCUGCAGGAGGUGAUGGCGAGGAUGGCGUAG
Molecule: messenger RNA, 856 nt
Organism: Spirodela intermedia
Lineage: Eukaryota; Viridiplantae; Streptophyta; Magnoliopsida; Alismatales; Araceae
Source: the annotation of a GenBank genome assembly